AUGAGGGCCCGGAACCAGGAGCAUAAAGAACCGAGAAGCAGCUUCCGCUUGCCCGCUGGUGAGCGGGAUGAAGGUUCUGGGUCCAGGCCCAGGUUAGAUCUACAAUUUCUCCAGCGGUUCCUGCAGAUACAGAAGGUUUUAUUUCCCUCUUGGCCAUCUCAGAACGCCUUGAUGUUCCUGACCCUUUUGUGUGUGGCCCUAUUGGAACAACUGGUGAUCUACCAGGUUGGGUUAAUCCCCAGUCAAUACUACGGGGUCCUGGGAAACAAGGACUUGGAUGGGUUUAAGACCCUGACAUUCCUGGCUGUGGUGCUCAUCGUUCUCAACUCCAUGCUAAAGAGCUUUGACCAGUUCACCUGCAACCUGCUGUACGUGAGCUGGAGGAAGGCCCUCACAGAGCAUCUCCAUCGUCUCUACUUCCGGGGCCGCGUUUACUACACCCUCAACGUCCUGCGGGAUGACAUCGACAACCCGGACCAGCGCAUCAGCCAGGAUGUGGAGCGAUUCUGCCGGCAGCUCAGCAGUAUGGCCAGCAAGCUGAUCAUCUCCCCCUUCACCCUGAUCUACUACACCUAUCAGUGCUUCCAAAGCACAGGCUGGCUCGGCCCUGUGAGCAUCUUUGGAUAUUUCAUCCUGGGGACCGUAGUGAACAAAAUAUUGAUGGGACCCAUUGUGGCGAAGCUGGUGCAGCAGGAGAAGCUGGAAGGGGAUUUCAGGUUCAAGCACAUGCAGAUCCGGGUGAAUGCCGAACCUGCUGCUUUCUACAGAGCUGGGCACGUGGAGCACAUGAGGACAGACCGCAGGCUGCAGAGGCUGCUGCAGACCCAGAGGGAGCUGAUGUUCGCGGAGCUCUGGUUGUACAUCGGGGUCAACACAUUUGACUACCUGGGCAGCAUCCUGAGCUACGCUGUGAUCGCUAUCCCCAUUUUCAGUGGUGUCUAUGGAGACCUUAGCCCCACAGAGCUCAGCACCCUGGUGAGCAAGAACGCCUUUGUGUGCAUUUACCUCAUCAGCUGCUUCACCCAGCUCAUCGACCUCUCCGCCACACUCUCGGAUGUGGCCGGUUACACACACAGGAUUGGGGAGCUUCAGGAGACCCUGUUGGACAUGUCCCUGAAGUCCCAGGAUGAUGAGAUCCUGGACGAGAGCGAGUGGCUCUGUGCAUUGAGGAUUGGCUGCCCAGUGAUAUACCCCCUGAAGGAGAUCUACCCGGGCGCAGGUUCUACUGAUGACGAGAGGAUUAUGAGGUUCUUGGAGUUGGCAGGCCUGUCCAGCUUGGUGGCAAGAACGGAGGGACUGGACCAGCAGGUCGACUGGAACUGGUAUGAUGUUCUGUCCCCGGGGGAGAUGCAGAGGCUCUCCUUUGCCCGGCUUUUCUACCUGCAGCCAAAGUACGCAGUGCUGGACGAAGCCACCAGUGCCCUGACCGAGGAGGUGGAGAGCGAGCUCUACCGCAUCGGUCAGCAGCUGGGCAUGACGUUUAUCAGUGUGGGCCAUCGGCGCAGCCUUGAGAAGUUCCACUCCUUGGUUCUGAAACUCUAUGCGGAAGGAAGAUGGGAACUGAGCAGAAUCAAAGUGGACUGAAGCUAAGGAUGCAGUUGGUCCCUGGAAGGAGAGCUGGACUCGGCAGAUUGGGGUCCCCGGAGCCGCCGGGCAAGGAGUGAGCCCUGAUGUACCUCGAGGGUCCAGUGUGGACCCAGCUGAGCUGGGACACCCAGCGCUGCCUCAGCCCGAGCUCUGAACGCCUGCAUUGCUGAUUACUUGCUAAUGACCUCAGAUCAUGUUUUCUAAAGAAAAACCCAAAAGUGUGAUGUCUCUAAGAAAUGAAGGGUCACAAUGGACCAGUGAUGGAUUUGGAGUCAAGAGAUCCACAAAUCUUUUAAAUCGGCUACAUUUUGCAGCAACAGAUUUUUAAAUUUAAUUAACUGACCAUAUAAAUGUAAUAGCUUU
Molecule: messenger RNA, 1950 nt
Organism: Condylura cristata (star-nosed mole)
Lineage: Eukaryota; Metazoa; Chordata; Mammalia; Eulipotyphla; Talpidae
Gene: ABCD4
Product: ATP-binding cassette, sub-family D (ALD), member 4
Exons: 18
Coding region: 1-1584 (527 amino acids)
Biological process (GO): long-chain fatty acid import into peroxisome; fatty acid beta-oxidation; very long-chain fatty acid catabolic process
Cellular component (GO): peroxisomal membrane
Molecular function (GO): ABC-type transporter activity; ATP binding; long-chain fatty acid transmembrane transporter activity
Source: RefSeq, a predicted model, not a curated record